CGCCAGCACGGGCCCGGCAUGGCCAUGGCAUGGCCCGAGUUCGAGGCAUGGAGCCCAGAGUGGGAGGAACCGAGCCCCAAAGCGCCACCACCGGGGCAGGAGGAGGAGAAGGUGCCGCUGAAGAGCAUCCGCUUGGCCCCGAGCAGUGCGGCCGAGGCGCCGGCGCCGGUUCUGGGCCAGCGGGUUCGGGCCAUUUACGACUACACUGGGCAGGAGCCGGACGAGCUGAGCUUCACCGCGGGGGAGGAGCUGACGAAGCUGGAGGAGCAGGACCCCCAGGGCUGGUGCAAGGGGGUGACGGACGGGGGGCGCGUGGGGCUGUACCCUGCCAACUACGUCCAGCCGGUGCCCUGACCUCGGAGCCCCUCUCCGCGGGGGGCUGCACCCCGCCACCCACCGUCAGCUGCGGCAGGGAUGGGAAGGGGGACCCUGCCCCGACGCCCCCGAACCCUACCCUGCUGACCCCCCCCAACAGCCAGCCCCUCCUUUCCCCAAGUGGCCGGGGGGGCUGUUGGGGGAGAUAUCUCAGGAUAGCAGGUGACCCACCCACCCCCCAGGCCCACUUCAGCCCCAUGUCUGCCACCCCCAUGACCCCAUCUACGAUCCCCCCCCAGGUCCCCCAUGUCUGGGACACCCCAAACUCCUACAGAAACAACAAUAAACUCUUAACAUCC
Chrysemys picta bellii (western painted turtle) is the source of this 674-nucleotide messenger RNA. Lineage: Eukaryota; Metazoa; Chordata; Testudines; Emydidae. The record is from RefSeq and is a predicted model, not a curated record.